AACUGCAAGAAAUUUAACUGUCGUUGCGAAGAGGAUGGCGGAGGUGAUUUGGCGCCCCGUGAGCGUGGACGUGGGCUGGGGGAUGCUGCGAGGCAAGAUCUGCACGGUGGGCGGGGGAGACACGCCCACGCUGAGGGUGGUGGGCGUCCACGGGUGGCUGGAUAAUGCCAACUCGUUCGACACGCUGGUGCCGCUUCUGCCGGCGGGCGUGGAGGUGCUGGCCCUCGACCUCCCCGGGCACGGCCUGUCGGACCACCUGCCUCUCGGGGCUCAUUACAACCUCCUCGUCCAAGCCUUCAACCUCCGCACCGCCUUGCAGAAGCUGGGCUGGACCAAAGCCGUGCUGGUGGGCCACAGCAUGGGCGCGGCGGUGGCCGUUCUGCUGACCGCGCUCUUCCCCGAGCACGUGCUGGCCUUGGUGCAGCUCGACUUCAUCCAGAGGAACCGCGAGGCCAGCAGAGUGACCUUAUGGCGCAGCGACGCCGCCACACUGCGCAGGAGCGAGAAGCCCAAGGACCCCCCUCAGGCGCUCACGGAACGAGAGGCCCUGGACCGCCUGGUCGCCGCGCGCAGGAACCAGAACCGGGAUCACGACAACAUAGACACAGCCGACGCGAAGGUGCUCCUGCCUCGGGCCGCCGCGCGCCACGGGGACGGGUACCUGUGGCGGCACGACCCUCGGGUUCGUGCGACCUUCAACAGCCUGUUCGGCGGCCGAGCCUGGCUGGAGGUCGCGUCGGCCGUCCGGUGCCCGCUGCUCGUGGUGGUCGCUACGAAGGGUAUGUGCGCGCUGCCCAAGUCUGAGUACAAGGCCGUGCUCGACGCCUACCGCAAGAACACCACCCGCUUUGACUACCGGGUGGUGGAGGGCGACCACCACGUCCACCUGUCGCACCCCGAGCGCGUCGGCCCCGAAGUCAACACGUUCCUCCGCGCUGUGGCCAGGGAGGGACACCAGCAGCCGAGUGCCAGGCUGUGAUACUGGAUUAAAAAACAAAUCUGUAAAGACACGCAAAGACCAAUGAACUCCAAAAUUCACACGGACAUAUUCUCAAAGAAUGAAAUUUAAAACGAAGAACUUCAAAAUUCCCGAACAAAACUAACCAUAUUUAUAAUAUAUAUCGUUCUCUUGAGGAUCAUCGGAAACGAGAGAUAAUGCAUGCUGGCAAAAUGUCUGUAUUAAUAAAUCUUAAAAAUG
Penaeus chinensis is the source of this 1198-nucleotide messenger RNA. RefSeq names its product probable serine hydrolase. The transcript is spliced from 2 exons. NCBI's taxonomy places the organism in Eukaryota, Metazoa, Arthropoda, Malacostraca, Decapoda, Penaeidae. The coding region runs from base 35 to 979 and encodes 314 amino acids. The record is from RefSeq and is a predicted model, not a curated record.